Messenger RNA from Episyrphus balteatus (marmalade hoverfly), 561 nucleotides. RefSeq lists its product as uncharacterized. The coding region runs from base 125 to 493 and encodes 122 amino acids. The record is from RefSeq and is a predicted model, not a curated record. The transcript has 2 exons. Lineage: Eukaryota; Metazoa; Arthropoda; Insecta; Diptera; Syrphidae.
UCGAUUGUGUUCUGGGCAGAGAAACAGAUCAAAUGAGAACACCAACGUGAUAAAAAAAAUUUGCUAUUUGAGCAAACAAGUGAAAGUGUUCGGUUUUAAUUUGUAAGCUCUUUUUGACGUAAAUAUGAGUUCAGCACCAAGUUCAGGAAAAAUUGGUCAUCUCCAAAGAGAACCAACUGAGAUAAAUUGCCCAUCAUGCAAUGCUGUCGGUUUGAGUACAUUACGACUGGAAGCAGUCACCUGUAUACAGAAAAUUGUUGGACUUAUUAAUUGUUGUUUAUGUUGCACUCCAAUUAAAUGGGAAGGACGUCAUGAUUACAAUCACUACUGUUCAAAAUGUGGAUGUUAUAUCGGUCGAAAUAUUCAAUUAAGUUGGUAUAAACGAAAACUAUUCAAAUCAAGACAUGCAGCACUCGAUGAAGAUAUGCAAUGGCGAAAUUACCAAAGACAAAAAAGUACCGAACAAAAUAAAACUGAACAAUCUGAACCAUAAUUAAGUGAAAAACAAUAAAUUUGCCACGUUGUCAUUCAUUGUAUAAUAAACAAUAAAUAUUAUAAUUA